Molecule: messenger RNA, 1656 nt
Organism: Malus domestica (apple)
Lineage: Eukaryota; Viridiplantae; Streptophyta; Magnoliopsida; Rosales; Rosaceae
Source: RefSeq, a predicted model, not a curated record
AGCAAAAUAAAAUAGAAAGAAGAGAGGAUCGUUCAGUUUGGAAGCGUGAAUAUCAAGCCUACUACAGUCAGUCACACUCGCCCCGUGGAAGAAGUAUUACAAUUAGCAAUGGCACCAGCGUCCACCGCCCAAGAGAGCCGAUCGAGGGACCUCGACAAGCUCCUCCUCCGCCCCGGCAAUCUCGUUGGACCCAGCUUCGAACCCGGCCCUGGACUACGAGAUGAUCUCAAAGAGUACGCCAGAGUUUUGGUGGUUGGGGCUGGUGGGUUGGGCUGUGAGCUGCUCAAGGACUUGGCUUUGUCUGGUUUCCGGGAGCUCGAAGUCAUAGACAUGGAUCGCAUCGAGGUUUCCAAUCUCAAUCGCCAGUUCCUCUUCAGACUUGAAGAUGUAGGUAAGCCAAAGGCUGAGGUGGCUGCGAAACGUGUCAUGGAGAGAGUUAGUGGUGUAAAUAUCGUUCCACAUUUUUGCCGGAUCGAGGAAAAGGAGCUUGAAUUUUAUAGUGAUUUCAGUAUCAUCGCCCUCGGUCUUGAUUCCAUUGAGGCUCGGAGCUACAUCAAUUCUGUUGCUUGUAGUUUUCUUGAGUAUAAUUCUGAUGAUACCCCACAAGAAGAAACCAUCAAGCCUAUGGUAGAUGGAGGGACUGAAGGUUUUCAAGGACAUGCUAGGGUCAUUGUUCCAGGGGUCACUCCAUGCUUUGAGUGCACAAUCUGGCUUUUCCCCCCUCAAGUGAAGUUCCCUCUAUGCACCCUUGCAGAAACCCCUAGAACUGCUGCUCACUGUAUUGAAUAUGCUCACUUAAUCAAAUGGGAUGAGGUACAUAGCGGAAAGUCUUUUGAUCCAGAUGAUCCAGAGCACAUGAAGUGGGUCUAUGACGAGGCUACCAAGAGAGCUGAGCUUUUCGGUAUUCCAGGAGUUACAUAUUCUCUUACUCAGGGUGUUGUGAAGAACAUCAUACCAGCUAUUGCUUCCACAAAUGCAAUUAUAUCAGCAGCAUGUGCACUAGAGACAUUGAAGAUUGCAUCUGGAUGCAGCAAAACACUAUCAAAUUAUUUAACGUAUAAUGGUGCACAAGGUCUCCACACAAAAGUGACUGAAUUUGUCAGGGACAAAGACUGUCUUGUAUGCGGACCGGGUGUUCUUGUUCAACUGGACACCUCAAUUACUUUGCAAAAGGUUAUUUUCUAUAUCCUUUGAUUGGCUAGAAUUUGGUUUCUGUGAACGUAUCUUUGGAGAAAAUUUAGUUUUGGCGACAUUCAUGUUUAAGUUUCUAAGUCCGGCAUAUUAGUCUUUGUGGUUAGUGUUCCUAUAACUGGAUUCUAAUAGUUGUCUGAUGAAAGCUAUUGUAUGUUUAGGAGGCAAAUGCUAUACUAUCUUUUAGUUAUGAUCCUUUUGAUCUUAUGGUUAAAACCUUCUGCAUAGUGAUAUUUAUACUCCUUGGUGUUGCUUUUGAUGUCAGCUCUACUUGUUUUGUGUUAUAUUUUAAAAGGUUCGUUUAACUUAAGAAAUGAAAAGUGAUUCUAGUUUCUAAGUGAACAAAGUCGGUAUCGCACCAAGGUGUUUUGUUGUGACUACCAACGAUGCCUAAAUCUCAAGCUCUCAAUUAAGAAAGUUGUUAAGACUUCUCAUCUUUGUCAUUUCUCCUUUGUCAAAAGUGAA